AUGUUGGGCGUUAAUCGGAUAGCACAGCUACAGAUUAUCCUGUUCUGCCUGCUGACGCUAUGUCUUGCGAAAAAUGACGAAAACUAUGACAACUCGACUAACUACCGUCCUCGCAAUGUCACAGGCCUCGGCGACUUCUAUCAAUGGGUCGGAUCAUACUAUAACGCGACCGCAGAAGUCGAAUUGACACCCAUCUUUGGAGACGUCUGGAACGAGACGAUAUUCGGCCCCAACUACACCGACAAUCUGUGUUCCACGCUAAAGAACUCGACCCAAACCGCCAAAUACGACGCUAUUCUGAGUAUUCUGGAGAAAGGCAAAUGGAACGCUGGAAGCAACUCUGUUAUCUUCUGGCUGACGCUUAUACCGAAAUCCUCAGCCGGGUUUAACGUUUCCUCUCUCGGUGCUGAUUUUACGUAUUCAUCUCAACCUGGGGGACUUCAAUUUCCUUUGUAUUCAGUUCAUCCAAGCCCAGAUGGAUAUUGGCGGCCCCGUGAGGGAAAGGGUCCUGACAUCUUCAACUUCACCACCACCCAGACCAGUUCCGGAGCUUACAACAUCAGCGCUCUACUCCAACGCAACAUCCCAGAAUCAUACUCAUCAGCUCUAAAUCUCACCAUGCCAGUGUGCAACACCACUGAGCUAAGCGGUGACUAUAGAGUUGAUAUACAGGAGUUCCGAUCUUGGCAAGCAGAGGACUGGGAUGACUUUCGAUGGCCCGAAAUCAGCGUCAUGUUCGACGACAAGACAGCAAACUUGACUAUGGACGCUGUCUUUUCUGCGAGUCCAUAUGUAUGGCCAAACACGAGUAAUUGGCAGGGACCUACAACAAGCGACCCUGGUGCUCAUGGCUUUAUACAAAUUCGCGUUUCUGGGGUUAUUGAUGCGUAUCACUCGGAUUCUCUCAGUCUUAAGGAAAAGACUCCUACCUGGCUGCGAACAGUGGGUUUUGGGAAUGAUUCAUCUAAUAUUGGUUAUGAUAGCGGAGCUAUCAAGUUGUCAUCUAAGUAUACUAUCUCGAUCAUGGCUGUUGCUGUAGGUAUUGCGGUGCUUUUAUAG
Molecule: messenger RNA, 1059 nt
Organism: Fusarium proliferatum ET1
Lineage: Eukaryota; Fungi; Ascomycota; Sordariomycetes; Hypocreales; Nectriaceae
Exons: 3
Coding region: 1-1059 (352 amino acids)
Source: RefSeq, a predicted model, not a curated record